Musa acuminata AAA Group (dessert banana) is the source of this 1911-nucleotide messenger RNA. RefSeq names its product phospho-2-dehydro-3-deoxyheptonate aldolase 2, chloroplastic-like. The coding region runs from base 102 to 1703 and encodes 533 amino acids. Gene Ontology annotation, biological process: aromatic amino acid biosynthetic process. The record is from RefSeq and is a predicted model, not a curated record. Gene Ontology annotation, molecular function: 3-deoxy-7-phosphoheptulonate synthase activity. Lineage: Eukaryota; Viridiplantae; Streptophyta; Magnoliopsida; Zingiberales; Musaceae. The transcript is spliced from 5 exons.
UCUCCUCUCUUCCUAGGAAGAGUUUCUCUCGCUUAGAGCUCUUCUCUUUGAAACCCCUUUAGGCAUACUGUUCCCAGAAGGGACAGAGAAGAGUUCCAGAGAUGGCCCUCGCCAGCGGCUCUUCCCUCCUCCCCCGCCAUCAUCCGCUCCCGUGUUCGUCCUCGGCCGGCGGCCAGGCUUACCUCCCAUCCCUUGUUCGCGCCGGCCAGAGAAGGGCCCCUUCCCGCCCCAUUUCCGCCGUCCACGCUGCGGAACCCGCCAAGAACCCGGUCAAGACCAAGGAACCGGCGCCGGUGACGGAGACGAAGCCGGGGAAAUGGUCGGUGGACAGUUGGAAGGCCAAGAAGGCUAUCCAACUGCCGGAGUAUCCCGACAAGGCUGAGCUGGAGUCGGUUCUGCGAACGAUCGAGAACUUCCCGCCGAUCGUGUUCGCCGGAGAGGCCCGCCACCUGGAGGAGCGCCUCGCCGACGCUGCCCUCGGCAAGGCGUUCCUCCUCCAGGGGGGCGAUUGCGCCGAGAGCUUCAAGGAGUUCAAUGCCAACAACAUCCGGGACACCUUCCGGAUCCUCCUCCAGAUGGGCGCCGUCCUCAUGUUCGGUGGUCAGUUGCCUGUCGUCAAGGUGGGGAGAAUGGCGGGACAAUUCGCGAAGCCGAGGUCGGAGCCGUUCGAGGAGAAGGACGGGGUGAAGCUGCCCAGCUACAGAGGGGACAACAUCAACGGCGACGCGUUCAACGAGAAGUCGAGGGUUCCCGACCCGCAGAGAAUGAUCCGGGCAUACUGCCAGGCGGCGGCGACGCUCAAUCUGCUCCGGGCGUUCGCCACCGGUGGCUACGCCGCCAUGCAGCGCGUCACACAGUGGAACCUCGAUUUCACUGAGCACAGCGAACAGGGAGACAGGUAUCAGGAGCUGGCUCACCGGGUGGAUGAGGCCCUUGGGUUCAUGGCUGCAGCUGGGCUCACUAUGGACCAUCCUAUCAUGACAACCACUGAGUUUUGGACCUCCCAUGAGUGCCUGCUUCUCCCCUAUGAGCAGUCCCUCACCCGUGAGGACUCCACCUCUGGUCUCUACUAUGACUGCUCUGCUCACUUCCUCUGGGUCGGUGAGCGUACACGCCAACUCGAUGGUGCCCAUGUCGAGUUUCUCCGUGGCAUUGCCAACCCUCUUGGGAUCAAGGUAAGUGACAAGAUGGACCCUAAGGAGCUUGUGAAGCUGGUUGAGAUCUUGAACCCUCAGAACAAGCCGGGGAGGAUCACUGUGAUAGCAAGGAUGGGGGCAGAUAAAAUGAGAGUGAAACUCCCUCAUCUGAUUCGGGCGGUCCGGGGGGCUGGACAGAUUGUAACCUGGGUCAGUGACCCCAUGCACGGGAACACCAUCAAGGCCCCUUGUGGUCUCAAGACUCGACCUUUCGAUUCAAUUCUGGCUGAGGUUCGGGCAUUCUUUGAUGUCCAUGAGCAAGAAGGAAGCCACCCUGGAGGUGUGCACCUGGAGAUGACCGGGCAGAACGUGACUGAAUGCAUUGGUGGAUCACGGAAUGUCACCUUCGACGACUUGUCUUCGCGCUACCACACUCAUUGUGACCCUAGGCUGAAUGCCUCUCAGUCUCUUGAACUUGCCUUCAUCAUCGCUGAGCGACUAAGAAAGAGAAGGAUUGCGUCAAGGCCCCUUAACCAGGUCAGCUCCUUGCCCUCCCUGGGUCUUUGAAGAAGAGUAGCGUGUACAAAAAUGUCAAGAGGUCUAGCAAUCCUUCUUUUGCCUGGAUGUGUUGCUCUGGGUGGAUGGAUAUGAGCUUCUAAAUUAUGUUAUCUGGUGCUUUUUCUUUCUAAUAAUGGUGGAACUUAUGUACCCCUAAGAUAAUUGUUUGUUUUUGGCGUGAGAGUUUAAGAAUAAAAUGCAAAGUUCUUUUUUGGCA